Belonocnema kinseyi is the source of this 2317-nucleotide messenger RNA. Its product is annotated as F-box/LRR-repeat protein 4-like. The record is from RefSeq and is a predicted model, not a curated record. NCBI's taxonomy places the organism in Eukaryota, Metazoa, Arthropoda, Insecta, Hymenoptera, Cynipidae. Bases 752 to 2236 code for a protein of 494 amino acids. The transcript is spliced from 9 exons. Gene Ontology annotation, biological process: SCF-dependent proteasomal ubiquitin-dependent protein catabolic process. Gene Ontology annotation, molecular function: protein binding. Gene Ontology annotation, cellular component: SCF ubiquitin ligase complex.
UGAAUGUCAGUGUCAAAUGUCAAAUGUCAAAAUAUCAGCAUGUAGUAUGGCUUCAAAGUGAUUUUCAGUGCUGUUGCCUGACAAUGAAUAAUCAUUUUUCCAUUUCUUAUUGAUUGUCCUAAUUGUACAUGUCGUGAGUUUGAAUUAAGGUCUCUUUAAGUUACAUUUUGAGGGCUUGUCGGCAGAAAAAUUGAAGAGGGAUAAGGCUAAAGAAUAUGGCGUAAAAAGUAUACGCGAUGGCGUUGACGGAGAGGCUGCGGAAGGAUGUCGAGGGGAAAAGGAUAUUUCCAGGGAUGCAGCUAAUUUCACCUUACUUAAAAUGAAAAGGGCGGGGGAGACAAGGUCUGGAUAUUGCUUGAGAGGGAGUAAUAGAAAAGGAGAUACAUCCCUAGUCCGUGCAGUGGAACAGGACGUUCACUCCCGUCAGCCGCUGUCUACCUGUGAAGUUCGGGAGCUAUAAGUCAAUCGUCCGAAAAUUGAUCUCUUUUGUUUGUAAAGCGGCUCAAGUGACGCGCAGUCUGAAGGCAUAAAAUUCCUUCGACAUGAAAAGGAAUGCUGUCUCUAUGGUGAAUAUUCUCCUUAAAAAAUGGAGAAUUGAAUAUGUAAAAUUGCAGAAAAGAUCAUUACGAAGUCUAGAAGAUUAGAAUGCUGGUCUUUGAAUAUUAAUGGUCAGGUAAAAAUGAGGGAAAAAAUCCGGGAAUUUUGAAGAUAAAGUUUUUCGACCACCCAUGUUAAUUAUAGAAAGCGUUUCAUGUACUUCAGGGUGAUCAUGCGACGAAUAUAUUUCGUUAUGAAGAUAAACAACAAUAUGGAGAAAAUGGAAGAGAGUCGAGAAAUUGAUAAUGGUAUUGGAUCUAUAAACACAUUAAACGAUGAUUGCCUUAGACUAGUUUUUCAAUACCUUCCCAUAGUUGAGAAGAUCAAGGUGGAAAGAGUAUGCAAACGUUGGCAAAAAUUAAGCAAGGAGUCGUGGUAUACAUUUAAGAGACUCGAUCUCUGUCCUUCCACGUGGGGCUGGCCUGAUGAUACUGAAAAAAAAUUCAUAGAUAACGACAUACUUCACGAAGUACUAAUUCGCUGCAGUCAAUACCUAAAUGAUGUGGACUUACGCAGGAAUCAGUCUAAGAUUCUUUUGUAUUAUGUCUCAAUAAAAGAUAUAUGUUUAAAAUGCCAAAGACUAAAGUCACUAAAUUUAUCAGACCUAUCCUCAAGUCGGCGAGGACACAAUUGUCCAUAUACGGAUUCAGAGGGACUGAUUGAUUCAUUGUUACUUACAUGUCAAAACCUGAUUAAAUUUGGUUUGGAACCUUGUUAUAGUGGAUAUCACGAAAAGGAUUUAGGAAGAUUGUUUGAUAACAUGAGAAAAAUUAAAUAUCUUCGACUUGGUUCAUACCAUAGGCCACUGUAUAUUGACGGAGAAUGUUUGCUACAUUUACCAAAUGACACAAUAGAAGAAAUAGUACUAGUAGGUUGCACAUUUCUUCAACCUAGUUUUUUUCGGAAAGCUUUCGACUCGUUUGAUAAUUUAGAAACACUUGUCCUGUGUAAUUGUCAAAGUGUCAACGACUAUGCUCUGCUGACGCUUGCUUUUCAUUUAAAAACUUUAAAAGCUUUGGGAAUAACAGGAUCAUGUUUGAUAACUGAGGAAGGAAUGAAGAAAACAAUUAGGCUGAAAAACCUUCAAAAGCUAAAUGUCAUGGGCAACCAAUCAUUUACUGAUGACGUACUCACUGGAAUAUCAGCCAAUUGUCAACAGCUUGCAUUUUUGGAUAUUUCAUUUUGUCAACGUAUUACCGACAAGGGAAUAUUAAGCACUGCUUUUUUAUCGAACCUGAAUCAUUUAAUAAUAUCUCAGACAAAAAAUAUAUCUGAUGAACACUUAGGAAGGUUACACAAUUUAAAAUAUUUGGAAGCUGGUGGCUGUACACGUUUAAAAGACGACGGUUUAUGUGAAUUACUUGAAACUAACCUCAGACUCGAAGUCCUCCACCUCGAAGGUAGUUUAUCGAUUACUGAUAAGCUGCUGACAGUGGCCACUAAUGCUACAAAAGAACGCCGAAGUGGUGCAGUUUUGAAAAUUAGCACCUCAAACACUGCAAUGAAAAGAAGAGAAUCAGUGUCACCUUUUUUGAGUAUAGUGAAGAGCAUCAGACGUGUUAGGGGUGGAAGGAGGGUGGGUUUCCAAGAUGUAUUUUUUUUGGAAGGGGAAGAUACUUAUCAAGUCCAUGAGUAUUAAAUGUUAAUUUUUUAUUUUCGAAUGCAUUUUUAGCUGUAAGUAAAUGUUGUAUUUGUUGGAUAAAAUUAUUAUUUUUCUAAA